Colossoma macropomum (tambaqui) is the source of this 3075-nucleotide messenger RNA. It is a transcript of the gene emp1a, whose product is annotated as epithelial membrane protein 1. The transcript is spliced from 5 exons. The record is from RefSeq and is a predicted model, not a curated record. NCBI's taxonomy places the organism in Eukaryota, Metazoa, Chordata, Actinopteri, Characiformes, Serrasalmidae. The coding region runs from base 505 to 993 and encodes 162 amino acids. Gene Ontology annotation, cellular component: plasma membrane.
GGAAACGCCGGUGAGCUGAUGUUGUCUACUCACAGUCUGUUCCUGUCCUCCCGAGGAACCUGUGACUAGCACUCUGGCUGAGGCUGUAUCUGUGUGAUUACUUCACAAACAUAGCUAAAUAUACAUACACACUAACGGAACGAGAUGAUAGGAGGACGUGGAGGACAGAAGUUACACCAAGGCGAAGAGAAGAUGCUUCUUGGAACAUAGCACAGGGACUUAUUUCUCUCUUUUUAGCUUUUUCUGCUGCUAGGAAAAAUCCAGCUGCCUUUCAGAUGACCAGACAAGAGACUUAAUAGAGCCAGUUUUAUCUUCUGGAGCCUGAAGAGCUUUUAAUGAGAGACCAGUCAUCGUGCUGAUAAACAGAAGUUGUUCCUUGCAGAUCAGCUCAGCCUGCGUGGAGGGACUGAGCUGCUGCUGAAGUUGCCAGUGUGGCCAUGGGACAGGCCAGGGUUUAGAAGAAGUUAGAAUUCCACCUUGUCUUCACUUCCACCUCUUAAGAGUAUGUUGAAGGCUUUGGCUGGGAUUUGUUUCCUUCAUCUCACUACAAUCUUCUUCCUUUUCUGGGCCACUAUCGAUGAUGCCUGGUGGUUUACAAGGACCCUGUACACAGACCUGUGGGGGAGGUGGGUGAUGGAGAAUAAUGAUGAUGUCUGGGUAUACACGGACAUACCCACGUCUUAUCGAAAAGAUUACCUGCAGGCAGUGCAGGCCUUUGCAGUGUUGGCCUGCCUCUUUGCAGUCUUCUCCUUGUGUAUGUUCAUAUUCCAACUCUUUACAGUGGGGAAAGGACAGAGGUUCACCCUCACAGGUGUCCUGCAGCUGAUCUCAUGCUUCUGUAUCAUGGUAGCCCUGUCAGUCUACACGGACCACUUCCACAGAGGUGAGAAGGAUGGCUGGUACGGCUGGUCGUACAUCAUGGCCUGGUUUGGCUGGCUGCUAACCCUGCUCACUGGUGUCAUCUACAUCAUCCUGCGCAAGAGGGUGGAUUAAAUCACAAUCACUGGAUUAAGCCAUGACACGGAUUAUAGAAACUACUUUGUCUAAUAAUGCUAACAUUGUUAAUAAUGGAUGAAAGCUAGUAAGAGCUAGUUAGCAAACAAAAUCAGGUUGGCAAAUUCCUAUUAGCUUUCAUUUGUUGUUAGCCACAUUAGCCUUUUGGAUUAAGUGUUCCUUUUGGAGAAGUCCAAUUGCCAGAUUAGGUUUAAAAGAGGGCAAAUAUUAAGACUAGUCCACACCAAAAUGCUGUUAGUAGCUAUACUCAGCUGAAAAUCCUGUUUAGGCCAACCAUGAGGCCAAGUCUGUGUCUAGUAAACUGGACCUUGGUGUGCUUGUGUCAGAUGUAUUUCUGUCUCUGUGGAUUUGCUGAUCCUCAGAUCACCAAUACAUCAAAACGUCAUAGUGAGUAGGCUACUAAAUCGCCUACAUGCGCUGGACAAAAGAAAUAAAUGCAACAAUUUAGCCAUUUUGCCAAAGCUUAAUCAAAAAAAAAGUGUCAGCUGUUACAAGCAAAUGAUGGACUCACCAGAUACUAAUGUGGGAAUUCCCAACCAACCCUGUUUUUGCAGGGUUUCAGUAAAAACUGUUGCGUUUAUAUUUUUGUUCAGUGUGCACAGAUCAUUAUAGAGUCUUUUCUUUGUGACUGAAAACCACCAAGCACUUCCACAGAGGGCUCAUGUGGCAUAUUGUAAAAAGUUAAGGUUGUUACAUUUGAAGUGAAAUAUAAUUUAAAUGAGUUAUCUUUCAAAGAUGACAGGUCAUGGAAAUUAUGAAUCGUGGAUACUUACAGCACAAUCUUUUUCCUCAGCAAAACAGCUAGUUAAUCAGUUACUAAGUUAAUUAAGCAUUCAACAGCAUUAAAAGAUUUUACUGCACUAAGUAUAAAGAACAAAUAACUUAUUUCCUUUGAACAAAACAAAUCAAAGGACAAAGUUGCCCAAAAAGUGAUUAGAAAUUAAAGGGAUUCUCCACCCACAAAUGCUAACAUGGCUAAUGAGAAAUGAAAGUCAGAGGAAAUGAUUUUGAUGUGCAUUAGGUUAACUGGAGCUUGCCAGUUUCCAUGUAUUAUCAAAGUCCUUUAAUAAGAAGAGUAAGACAAGAAAGUAGGAAUAUAAGAAGGUUAUGCAAAACAAGGUGAAAAGAAAAUGUAUCUAAUAUGUGUAUAGAAAGAUUAACUGUAAAUAUAUAUAAAACAUAUAUAGACAUUAUAAGAAUGUAGUUUUGAAAGAAUACCUAAAGAUAUGCAUACAAGAGUAUUUGUUUGUAGAGCCACCAAUAAUUUCUAUCGAAACGUCACAGCACACUGUGUUUUAUUUUUGCAUUGGUCUUUUUCUUUGCUCACUUUUACAAUAUUUCAGUGGUUUCGACUUAGGUGUACUUCUGUUUAUGUUAUGCCAUGUCGGAUUUUUUUUUUUUCUAUAGAGAUUUAUCACAUAUGGGCUCAGGGCCAAUACAAGUUUAAGAGUAAUGGUUUAUGUUAUCUAUUUUACAGUCUGGUGCUGCAACAACUUUCUGUAUGUUUUAAACUCCAAUGUUAGUGGUAAACACAGUACAGAAAGAUCGUUUUAAAUCUAAAGGCUUUCUAACACCUUAUUGUAAACUAUACACUUUACCAUAUCAUGGAAAAAAAGAAGCUCGUCACCCUAGAUAACUAUGAUAUUGGUUAUGAUAUAGUUUUCAUUGGUGCGGUCCUGCGAUCACUGUACCUGUUGUAAAGAGCACUGUUGUGAAAGCUCAUGAAAUGUUCACAUGGUCCUGUGAUUACACGGAGCACCCUAGAACCUGGAUUUUGAAUCUAGAAAGCCACUAGAAAGAUGAAGGAAUGAUCAAGAGAGAUUGUAGUUUUGCCAUUUUGAUUUGAUCUAAUAUAUCAUUGCUGUCAGAAACUUGUAUCUCCAAGAUGAUAACAUUACAGCAGAAAGUAAAAAAUAUCCUUUAAUGUAAUGUACAUUAAAUCAACUAAGAUUUAGGGGUGGGAAAACAUAUGAUACUUAAAGACAUUUUCUCGAUAGGCAGUAUUCAGUGUAAAAUAAUCAGUAGUGCAACAUUUAAAAAAAAAUAUUAUCAAAAACUAUG